AUCCGGCACCAAAUUUCCUUUCCUGCGGCAAAUGUGCCACUGCCACACAAACGAUGCCAAGGCAGACUUAACCGCUAAGCUUUCCCUUUCAGCUUUCAAUUCAACUCGAUAAAUAAAUAAAUAUCUCUCUCUAGUCUCUUCCCCAAUUCCUAUCUAAUAAUAAUAUCUGUAACCAUAACCACUACCCACCGCUAUAUACGGACACACCCCACAACCAAAAUCAAUAACGUUAAUAAUAACUGGAGCACCCUCUACUCUGCACAGAUUCACACAAAAACGCAGCAUCCUCUUGGCGUCGUUUAAUUAUUUAGUUACUAUUUGUUGUUGUGAUGAUGGUGAUGGUGAUGGUGGGCGAAGGCGUGGGGUUUCAGGACCUACCGGAAGGCUGCAUAGCGAACGUUGUGUCGUUGACGACUCCUCGGGACGCGUGCAGCCUUGCGCUGGUGUCGUCUACAUUCCGAUCCGCCGCUGAAUCAGAUUCCGUUUGGGAUCGCUUCCUUCCCUCCGAUUACAACGACAUUGUUUCACAGUCCACCUCCUCCUCUUGCCGUUCCAAGAAGCAGCUCUAUCUCUCUCUUUGCGAAAAUCCGAUUCUCGUUGAUGAUGGCAAAAAGAGCUUUCAACUGGAUAAAGCUUAUGGGAAGAAAUGCUACAUGCUAUCUCCAAGGAUGCUCUUUAUAGUAUGGGGAGACACUCCCAGGUAUUGGAAGUGGACUCCUCUUCCGGAGGCAAGGUUUUCCGAGGUGGCCGAACUUGUGAGUGUGUGCUGGUUGGAAAUCAGGGGUUGGAUCAAUACUCACAUGCUAUCGCCAGACACAUUGUAUGGGGCAUACCUUGUGUUCAAGCCAAGCUCUACAGGGGCCUAUGGUUUCGAGUACCAAUCAAUUGAGGUCUCCAUUGCAGUUGCUGGAGGCGAAACCCACAAGAGAACCGUGUUCCUUGAUCCGGAAAGGGGAAAGAGGCUAAGGUAUCAGAUCGUCCCUCGUCGGGUAGGGAUAUUCAACCGAACUCGCAUGGUGGCUGCAGCCGGACCACCACAACCACCUAGAGAUAACCUUGAUGAUCAGUAUCCAAAGGAUCGGAAAGAUGGGUGGUUGGAAAUGGAAUUGGGACAGUUCUUCUGUGAAGGAGGAGAGGACAAGGAGGUGGAGAUGGGAGUUUAUGAGAUCAAGGGUGGUGAUUGGAAGGGUGGCCUUCUUGUUCAAGGAAUUGAAGUUAGGCCUAAACAAUGCGUCCAUGCCAAUAAUACCAUAUAAAUGGAAGAAUACAGAAGAGGGGCCUAAACCAUGUAGUCUUCAUGGUUGUUCAUCUUCAAAGCCAUGACCAAAUUGUUGUCAUUUCCAAGUGGUGGUGUCUUUUCUUUGGGUCCAAUCUGAUGCUUUACCAUUUACUAGUACGAGCGAAGGAAGGAAUAUGUUAGAUUCUUAGUAAGAUUUUGUAUUUACAAAUCAGUCAAAUUAUUUACCUUUUGUAACAUGAUACACAGUAAAGAAAUAACAUUUUACAAUUUUUAUCA
Molecule: messenger RNA, 1516 nt
Organism: Arachis stenosperma
Lineage: Eukaryota; Viridiplantae; Streptophyta; Magnoliopsida; Fabales; Fabaceae
Product: putative F-box protein PP2-B12
Exons: 3
Coding region: 330-1256 (308 amino acids)
Molecular function (GO): protein binding
Source: RefSeq, a predicted model, not a curated record